UGUUAAUGGAGUAUUUAUAAUGAGUUAAGCUCUUGAGCUGUUUUCAUCAUCUAAUACAUCGACACCCAGAGUCUCACACCUUCAUCUCCAUCAGAGGGGUCAAAUCCAUAAUCAAGACGCCUCCAUUGUCUUCAUCCCUUCAUCUUUUCUCCAAACUAGCUUGCACCACAGCAUUGCAUUGCUGUUCUGAAAUUUCAUGUUUGGGGGGUUGAAGAGUUAAAUUCACAAAGUGAAACCUCCUUUAGGCCUAUUCAACCGCUCCAAACAACAUGGCGUUCCUCCUCCAGCAGAUGGUUGGGGACAAACUGAAGAACAUGACGGGGGGAAAAGAUGCUGGAGAUGAGAAGAACGGAGGCAAAGAGACGGCGGCGUCUAAAGGAAUGAACAGAGAAGAGUUUGAGGAGUAUCAGAAACAGCUUAUUGAGGAGAAGAUAGCGAGAGACAAGGAGUUUGCCACCAGAAAAGCAGAGAGGGCAAACCUGCGAGUGCAGCUACGUGACAAAUACAGACUACCAGAGAGUGCUCAAGACGAUGCCACGGUCCAGAUGGCCGGAGAUGACCUGGAUCUGCCUGAGGAGCUGGCAAAGAUGGUGGAGGAAGAUGAGGAAGAGGAAGAGAUCAACGAUUCUUUUAUGAGCAAACUACAAAACAUGGAGGUGGACUUUGACGCAAUAAAGACCAAAGCUCAAAACACAAUGACGGAGGUGAAGCAGGCCGCAGAAGAGAAAUGUGUAACCAUGUGA
This is a messenger RNA of Paramisgurnus dabryanus, 743 nucleotides long. RefSeq names its product complexin 4c (gene cplx4c). The record is from RefSeq and is a predicted model, not a curated record. Lineage: Eukaryota; Metazoa; Chordata; Actinopteri; Cypriniformes; Cobitidae. Gene Ontology annotation, biological process: neurotransmitter transport; synaptic vesicle exocytosis; regulation of neurotransmitter secretion. Gene Ontology annotation, molecular function: syntaxin binding. Gene Ontology annotation, cellular component: terminal bouton; SNARE complex.